UUCACCAGAUAAGACAAGGCAACACUGUAUUGAGGUUGCAAGGACCGACCUGCUCAGGCGCACACUCGCAUGACUCGCACAGCACAACAAGACUGAACAAGACCCGCAUGGCGAAUUUUUUCAUUUGACGUUUUCCACUUUGCCUGCCUCACGGUUUCAAGUUUUUCAGUUAUUUGAUUAAGCCAGAGUGGACUGGUGACUGGUCAAAAAGAUUAACAUCCUUGAACUCUAAGGCUUUUACAGGAGCAGCAAGUAUUGGUUUUGCCCGUUGACAGAAACUAGGACUUGGACGCUUGAGAGCAUCACAAAACUUAAUCGCGUUGAUUUAAGGAUUGCGUCAACAAUUUAGCCCCACUUCUUAGCCAUCUAACACUGAAAAAAAGGUAAACAAAAGACGCUUUCGGCAGAGAAAAAGAGCAACAACUUACGUUUUUGUAGAGCUAUUGCGAGGCGAAAGGCAAAUCAACAAAGAAUCUCUAGCCAUAUUUCAUCUGGACGGAUGUCUGUAAACAAAAGCAGUCAGAAUUGAUCUGGAAACCAAAUAAAACCAGAAGCAGGAAAUGGACGAUCAAGCAAUUGAGAACAUCAUUGUGAAAAAGGAGCCAAACACUGAUGAAAGUGACCUGAAAUCCGGAGGAGGCGACUUCGGUGUCUCUCCUCGCUACAUUUGCUACUUCUGUGGCACCAAGAAGAAUGUAACAAAUGGCCGGAAUGCAUAUGUCUUCUACACCUCUCGCUUCAACAAGCUGACUGAUCACGUGGAAAAGGUUCAUCCCAACAAGGAUUUCCGUUAUUACCGCACAGUGUCCAUCAAGUGCUUCCAAUGCAAAAUAUCCUUCUCCUUAAAAGACUUUCGCAUGCACAUGCUGGUGAAGCACAAGGGUUUGUACUCGGCCCUUGUGCCCAUCAGCAUUUGCGAUAGUUGCCAUGACCACAGCAACGACCAUCAGCAGAUGAUCCAUCACGUUGUGGAUGUUCACCAAAUAUCCAGGCUGGUGGCGGAAGAGAGAAUCAUAUCCAUGGUCAUUUGCCUCCUGUGUGGCAUGCGGUACAAGCACGGAGACCCUUCCAUGGAACAACACUUGUGCCGGAGUCUGGAAAAUCUGAAGAUGGAAAAUGAGCUGUUCCCGUUAAUAAAUGACGGAGAUAGGGGCAUAGUACUGCCACUCGUCGGCUCUGAGCUGAUAGAUCUAGAAACUGAUGACACCAAAACAAGCAAGGAAAAAGAAGCCACUGAAUCUAACAAACCCACUAAUUCCUCAUCUAAAGAUGUCCUUUCCAAGAAAUCAGUUUCUACAAAUGUGCUGAAACCAAGUAGCAAGACAUCCUUGGGAAAAUCUCUGCUGGAAGCUGAUACAUCGUCAGUGCAUGGUGAUGCUGAUGAAGCAGGCCCUCCUGAGCUAAAUGAACCCGAAGAGGUUGAGACUUCUAAAAGGACCUUCUCUUGCUUCUUUGAAAAUUGUGACAGCGUCUUCAACGAGGAGAGUGAGAUGAAAGAGCACUUAGAGGAACACUUGCCCAAAAUUUGCCACUAUUGCUUGACUGAAUUCCCUGGACCAAAUGCUGAGCUUAUCCACAAAUAUUGGUACACUGAUCACAAAAUUGGUGUCGACGAGGAGACUCUGCAGGCAGCAAUGAUAAAAGUAACCUUAGAGGUGGAGGAUAAGGAAUCUGAAAAUGAAGAGGAGCAAAUAAUCAUAAGGAAACGCCGCAGCACUGGCACCAAGAAACAGACGAAGACAAAGAAAAAACCUGGUAAGGAAGGGGUGUUGGCAGAAACGGUGCUAGUCAAUUUCGACGAUGGCACCCAAAUGUCAUUCUCGUCUGAAGCAAUUUCGAACGUCUUUUCCAAUUUCAGCUUGAGGCUGCGACGGUGCAAUGAGGAAGGAAUUUGACUAUGGGGCAACACCAAACCUCCAUUCUAGUGCCAUUUUUUUAAACCGAAUAUACCUCUAAAAGCAGCUCCAAAGCUGCUCAUAUAAUUUUGUAAAACGUUCCUGAUGCUGACGAUACUAAUCAAUUCUCAAAAAAAUUAUUGGUUGUGUUGAUUUAAACCGUGGGUAGUGUGCCCUGCGGUUCACAAAUUUAUUCAUUUCGAUUAUUAUUCCAUGGAAAUAUUCUGUAAUUUUUAAAAGUGCCUACAUUUUGUCAAUAAAUUUUAUCAAAUUUACUA
Molecule: messenger RNA, 2173 nt
Organism: Neocloeon triangulifer
Lineage: Eukaryota; Metazoa; Arthropoda; Insecta; Ephemeroptera; Baetidae
Product: D-ribitol-5-phosphate cytidylyltransferase-like
Exons: 5
Coding region: 561-1895 (444 amino acids)
Biological process (GO): isoprenoid biosynthetic process; protein O-linked glycosylation via mannose
Cellular component (GO): cytosol
Molecular function (GO): D-ribitol-5-phosphate cytidylyltransferase activity
Source: RefSeq, a predicted model, not a curated record